Molecule: messenger RNA, 1894 nt
Organism: Bactrocera dorsalis (oriental fruit fly)
Lineage: Eukaryota; Metazoa; Arthropoda; Insecta; Diptera; Tephritidae
Exons: 2
Coding region: 152-772 (206 amino acids)
Source: RefSeq, a predicted model, not a curated record
ACCACUACGGGUGUAUGAGGCAUGUGGCGACAAAAAAAUCGAUCCAAUUGCUCAAAAUAAAGGUUGUCACUUGAACAUUAAACGACAUCACGCAACGUGAAUUUAUUUACGCUUAACUCAAAUUAAAUCAAAACUAAACUGUAAUUUCGGAAUGGCUGAAGGCACCUACGAAUACGAGUGUAUGAGAGCAGAAUUGUUAGGCAUAGAAAAGCCUAAUGAGGAGGAAUUCGAGAAGGCGCGUGCCGAGCGCUUGAAACGUGAACAAGAGGAAUUAGAAGCCGCCGAGGCUGCGCUUCUAGAGCAGCAGGAAGACCAAAUGCGUAAUGUAGGUGGGCGUUUGGAUGAGCUGAACACAAUAUUAUCAUCGACACAACAGAAAUUAAAUCGUUUCAAGCAAACAGCUUGUGGUAGUCUAUCAAAUAUAUUUGCAAGAGGCUCAGUAGAUUUGCCAGAUGGUACACCAUCCACCUCCGCCACUGCUAGUCGACGUAAUACCACCGCAACGGGAGGCAGCAUUAGUGGUCAACAUAAUGAUGAGAAGCACGACUCCGAUACAAAUAGUACACAGGAUCUUGAUAAUGUGCGUGAUCAGGAAUUUGAAGGUGAAACAAAACCUAUUAUACCAACGGAGAAAAUUAGGGCAGCGAAAAUGGAUAUACAGAAAAAAAUGACUUCACACUUAGACAAAUUAGACUCGUUAAUUAACAAGGCCGAUAAUGCGGAAAUUUCAAUGUCGGAACAAACAAAACAAAUGAGCCGUAUGGCAAAGUAAAGUGUUGAAUGAGCUAAUAAGGACGCAAACUAAUAGUAUAGAAAAGAUUAUGAUACAUAUGACAGAAUAGUUGUCCUUGUUUUAAGCUUAGAGGGAGUUGCGAAGAAACUAAUUUAAGAAUAUUCAAAUAUCUGUAUUAUUAAUUUGUGUAUAUACCCCAAAAAAUAUUCAAAAUAUCGGUGGCAAAAGAAGAUAAAUAGCAUUUAUGGCAGAAAAAAUAAGAAGUAAAUAACCUUUGGUUAAAUAUUGUUUUGUCUGCAUAAGCAAUAACAACAAAGUGAUGAAAAUAAUUGACUAGUUAAUUAAAGGCUUCUAAAGCAAAAGUAAAGUAAUAAUAAUUGUAUAAGAUAUCCAUUAAUAUCAAUAGAAAAAACCUAAAAUCCCCUGUAAUUAAAUAUAGUUAACUCAAAUAGGACACCAAAGUACUUAAAACAAAAGAAACCUAAACACUUUGAAUGAUUGAAUUAUAAUGAUAGCUAAAGAUUGAAAAAGAAUUGAAAUUUAAAAAAAUUUAAAAGCUUGACGGCAUAUACAACAAACAAUUAACGACAGCAUUUUCAUUUAAUUUUCUUUGUUUACAAUUUUCUCUUAAAAUUUUGCAAACAUAUUCGCGCACAGAAGAUUUCGUUUAUUUGCGUUUUUCUGUAAUCGCUUGAAGGAAUCGAGUAUAUUCCCAACUAUUGUUAUAAAAGAGCACACCACAAAAACAAAAAUCAUGCAAACUGGAGGCGGUGGUGAUCCUCCGAAUACGCCGAAACAGCAUGAUUGUCAACGUGAGCAUUUUAGUUUAUAAACAAACAUUAUUUUUUUGUUUUACUGUAAAAUUUCCGAGCCUUACAUUUUUUUUAUUAGAAAUCUAUUAGUUUUCGUUUUAGCUCUGGCACGAACAAAAUAUCAUUGCCUUAGAAUAUAUCGGGGAAAUUAUGAAUAAUUAAUGUUAGAGAGUAAAACUUAUCAAGUCUCUUAAAUUGUUGCAAAUAAAAUUAUACCCUCCUGAUUGUGUUAAGAUUUUAAAGACAAAUCAUACUAGUUAAAUGUUAAUUACAAUCUUAGCCAAGUAAGCGUAUUGCAAGUUCUUGAACAUAAAUAAACAAGUAUAUACAUAUAUUGACACAUAAGAUA